Messenger RNA from Mugil cephalus (flathead mullet), 6778 nucleotides. It is a transcript of the gene slc2a11l, whose product is annotated as solute carrier family 2 member 11, like. NCBI's taxonomy places the organism in Eukaryota, Metazoa, Chordata, Actinopteri, Mugiliformes, Mugilidae. Gene Ontology annotation, molecular function: hexose transmembrane transporter activity. Gene Ontology annotation, cellular component: membrane. The transcript has 11 exons. Gene Ontology annotation, biological process: monosaccharide transmembrane transport. The coding region runs from base 5141 to 6670 and encodes 509 amino acids. The record is from RefSeq and is a predicted model, not a curated record.
UGAUGUAAUAGGCAGGACAACAAAGGAUGUGGUUUGAAACUUGACUCGGUUGGCUCACCAUCUGAGCGAGACUGCAGAUGAUUCCAAUUAAAAAAUUUUCAGCUCCUUAGUAUGUAUCAUUUGCACCAGUAAAACUGAUGAGAUCAGUGUUUCUCACUGGUCCCCAGACAGAAGAUAUAUCAUCCUGUUUGAGUCUGUUCUCCUCUCUUUUGAAACAGACACAUUUUCUGCGUGUACCAGCUGAUCACCAGGCUAAAGUACUCGCCUGGACACUAUGACGAUGGCAGUAAAUGUGAAAUCCCACAGGUGUGCAUACAGGUAAAUGAUUAAGACAUCACUGACAACCACCAAUAUUCAAAUAUAAGAGUAAAUAAUAUUUUUCUAGUGUGGUUUCCUUUCCGGUCUUUUAUUUAUUUAUUUACCUUUUAAUUUAUUUUUAAUUUACCUUCAUAUGUUUGUGAUGUGUAUUUUAUCACCUUAGUGUCAUAGUGCUGUUUGAAUUGAAUGACUUAAAUGAAGCUACAUUUUAAUGUCACACAAUAGUUGGACAAUUUAAAUAUUGUAAAUAUCAUUUACCUGAAAACUAAAUUAAUAAGAGAGAGAAAAGGAUCUGACUUUUCCAAUGAUAGCACUUUGUUGUAUACUGUCCAUGUCAAAGCAGAGAAAAUCAAUUAUAUAAAACGACUAUUUCAUUUUUCUUAGACUUAAAGGUGAUUAUUGGUUUCUAUUUGUGCCACACACCUACUACACACUACCGGGUAUCUCCUAAAAGCAUUUGGAAAUCCAAACUUUCCCACAAGUUUCACCAGUUUCACCUGCAUUGUGCUGCGAAUUAAUUGAACAUGAUUUAUUUAGCUGUAAGUUAUGUGGUCACUGGACACCUGACUUGAGUGAGAAGCUCGCCCUCGAGCAGCAUUCGGCACCUGUUUUCACUCCAAUUCCGCCUCUGAUGUCCCUGAUACCUGAAUCCAGAGAGCUUUUAGGCACGUCACACCUGACAGAAGGGCCAUUUGUGUUGAGCUGGAGAUUUACUGGCAAUCUGGCUUAAGUGCCCCGCUCAAGGGCAUGAUGGCACGUUAUACGACGUGGGAUUUUUACUCUUACAAAUUUAUUUUCAUGAGAAAGAACGAUGUACAGACGGCGUGCUGAUUAGUUUGUAAAUUUUUUCAUUUGUAAUACAGAGAACAGUCUUGCACUGACAGAAACUCACGGCCUAAUUGGUCUGUCAGUCGCUUUAUUUGAUACUCCAGUGACUUUUAUGGUCGGUUGACACAGGGAAUGAAUGUGAAAUACGAAGGGAGAAGAUUUCUUUCUGGCUGCAACUUGUGACACCAAUAGAAACAUUUUACUGAUUACUUCAUGAAAGCAUUUUGGACGUAUCUCAACGUCAACAUUAAUACUUUUAAAUUAUUCUUUCAAGGUGUUUUCUACCAGUGGAGAUUAGAAAUUGAUCCAUCGUGAAUGGCACUUUGAAUACAAACUGUGAUGAAGUUGCCAUGUUUUAUUUUUAAACCUAUAUAUUCAAGCGUUUCUGAAAACCUGUGUCAUUUGUCCGUUUGUAUACGUAUAAAUAAGGCUCAAUAAGGCUUAUCCCAAAGUCUGACAUCAGCUACAUCUUUCACCUUAGUUGUGCUGGGGUCUCUUUUGGUCUGUUGUCUCGUUAUCUACCAGAUGACAAAAUGAAACCUCACUUAUCAUCUGUAGCAAAUAAGAAGUAAAAAAAAAAAAAGAAGCAUUUGUUGCACACAUCUGUCAAUGUGCGGUUGAAAUAACACCAAGAAGGCUCUAACUAUGUAUGUGCUACUGUAUUUGACCAAAAACUAUUUGAUAAAUGGCAAUGUUGACCUCAUGUUAGGGCAGUUUGGUUGCCAGACCAAUUAAAUUCAUUUUGAAGGAAAUGUGAAUCGUAAUCCACCCAAACGUUCUUGAGACAUUCCUUUUAGCAACCUAAUGACGGCCAUGCAUGAAGAAGUCAUCGGAUCACCAAAGUCAACAGCAUAAAUCUCUUAGAAUAAUGAUUUUUUAAAUUUCUUUUUUUGUCCUUAUCCGUCCGGUAAACACAUGUCUCAUGAAACCUGGACCUGGUGUUGGACAUAACCUCAGGGACAGCAAAACCGCAAAGCUCAAUCCUACAUCCUACAAACUUUCCUGGCAACCCAUCCAUCCUCCAUUCUUGGAGCCACUUGAGUAACGUGGCUCAAAUAUUUAGAUGGCGAUACAAACACUGUUACCUGAUCAGGGAGACCUGACACCUCGACAGAAAUCGAUGUUACACAUUACACCAACUGGUUUCGACAGUGCAGCUGCUGACUGAGAUGAAAGUGCUUCACGUUAUAGCCUAGUAUAUAAAUCACACGCCACCAUUAGCACAUUCGGUGUAUCAAAGCGAAGUAGCAUCAUUUUUAGUUGCAUGACAGGUGAGAUGGGACAGAGGUAAGCGGCCAUUUGUGGAGAUUACAACUGCAAGGCCACUAUAAGAUCAUGUAAAACAGCAGGCAACAAAAACACAAAAAAAAAAGGCACUGAUAACGCUUGCCGUGCUACUCGGGAGCUUGAUUUGAUGAUGCAGGCUGAGAAUAGAAAUCAAAGGAGUAAUUGAAGUUGCCAGUAUGCCUCUUUCUUCUUAUAAUAUUCAUUAUUGAGUUAUCUAUAUAUUUAGCUAUAUCUAGCGUAACCCAAUCCUAAGAGGUCACAUUUGCGAUAUGUAACAUGUAACAAGGACUUCUUUAUACAAAAACGUUUUUAUACAGCAGUUGAAACUACAGCUAAAAGGAAUAGGUUGAGGAGUUUUGAUGUACUCGUCUCUAAGCUAAAUAUAAAGCAAGCAAGCUGUUAGCCUAUUUUAGCAUGAAGGUUGUGAACGAGGGAAACUGCUGGCUUCAAAAAAUUACAAAACAUAAUACUAUUUAUUUAUACAUUUCUCAAGAUCUAUCUUUUUUUCUAAAAAAGAAUCUAUUACUUUUGAGAUUAGAAUUCUUCUUGCAAAUAAACGCUUUGAGUGUGCUUUACUUCUAGUCAAGCAUCUUCCUCGACAAACUGCUCCACUGUAUCGCUGAGACCUAUAAACAGCAUAUCAAGGGAGUUUUCCCCUGAUACGUUUCAAUUGUGAUUGCUCUGCCAAGCAUAAAUUCAAUAGACAAGAUGAUAGAAAAGUCACGAUUUGCUGCAUUUGUGCGUUCUUUGUUUUUUGGCUCGAGUUUCAUUUGAUGGGUCUUGAUUCCUGUCAAACAGGGUACAGGAGAAAUUCAGCACAAAGGGGAAGCUGUUAAAGCAUUAGAUUGUACAAGUCACUCUGACCGGACUGUAGUUCACACUCACAUAAUGAGAAUAUCGUGCCUGUGUGUGCGUGCAUGUGUGUGUGUGUGUGUGUGUUAACCUGAAAAGCUCCUUGUAAAGUGAACCUGUGAGCCAUUCAUUAUUCAUCGUGAUCAAGCGUUGCCAUGACUCUCCGUCUACUUGGGAGGACCUCACAAGUUUGGCAGGACUCCUUGAGCGUCUGCUCCUGCUGCCAGGCGCUUCUCAGAUGGCCUGAAAGAGUCCAGACUCUGAGAUACAUGCAGUCUUUGUUUGUUGGGAGAGAAAAAGAGAAUAUUAACUGCGAUGCUGCCACCUCAUGGCAAACAUGAAGUCAUUACAGGGGAUGGAAGAGAGACACUAACGAUGAUGAUGAUGAUGUUAAGCAAGUUUGUUUCAUUGAUAACGGGCGAUUGAUUAAUCACAGCAAAAAUAAAUUUCUUUAGUUUACUGAUUUAGUUUACUGAUAAAUAUAAAGCUUUUAACUGGAAGACAAAAGGAAUUUCAUAAAUUGCUGAUGUAGGAAAUGUGAAAAGAAUAUUAACCAUCCGUUAUUUCUAUAUUGUCACUACGAUAAAUCCAAGACUGACUUUCAUUGUGCUUCUCUGAUCUAAAUAUGUGAAGACUGCGAUGGAUAUAAAUGUAAUCACUUCACAAAUAAUAGUUUUGCAGGAAGAGCAACACAUUCAAAUAAUGUCAAUAAUAACAAUAACUAACUGGAAUUGUUGAGUUUUUGAGACUUUUCGACAUUUCGCCACUCAUCCGAGUAGUCAUAUGUCAUAUCAAUUCAAAGGGACUGGUGUGAAGUUUGAGGUUUAAACUCUGUGGGUAUAACCCAUCAGAAAGUUGCUUGACUAGAAACUGGUGCAAUUCAUUUCCAUUAUCAACAAGAGAAGAGAAAACAAGACAUCAGCUUGGUUAGCAUCUCUUUGAAGUACAUAUUCCCCUAUCCCCCUAUCUAUAUCACCACUCGCUGUACAAGCUUAAAGGAGAACUGGCAACCCCCAGGGGCAAAAACAACAAAAUUACUCGAAUGCAAAAGUGUAAAAAAAAAACCAAAACAAACAAACAAAAAACAGUUUUAAACCAAAAAGAAACAUAAACAGCCUGGUACAAAAACUUGUGAUUUCCCAUUUCAUAACAUGAUGUAUAUAAUCCUCUUGUUUAAACUGUACUAAGCUGUGAGUAAGGAAGCGUGUGGCCAUUUUGUCUGACAGGUGGGUCCAUUGUGGAUGAAUAACCAUACUUAACUAUACAUCUUAACCAAGUCUACACCAAACAAACUGAGGAAAUGGCUCCUAAGUAAAUACUGGCUUUAUCAAACCAAAUGAAACAAAGGGGCGUAAACAAAUAAACGCGAACUACAACUAAAUAGUCUGAUAAGCAAACAGGAAAUUUUUCAAACUUCAACCAGUCGGAAAUCAUUGAAAAUGAUGCCAAGCUUCAUUGCAGUGAACAGAUAUGAACUAUUUCAUUCAUUGAGUAAGACUAAACAUUGUGAUUUUUCAUCAUCCUGCAUCUUAAACAAGACAAAAGACAGCGCAAAAGUCGUAUUUUAUCGUAUUUUCAAAAGAAUAAUUUUGAUAAAAGAUUACAUUUAUUUUUUUUAUUUUUCUGUUUAAUCGCAUCUUUCGCCCUCCGGUCCAGUUGGGGGCGACAAUGCACCUUUAAGCCGGUAUUGUAUGCCAACCGCCAUUUUUUUUUAAAGAAGAAGAAAAAGAAGUGGCCACGCCCUUUGCUCACCCGGAAAUAGUGGAACAACCAGCUAGACUGCCCUGUUGUAAUUGCUGCCAUUUUUAUCUCUGGUAUUGGCGGGACAUUUCAAUAUGGAUACGGUGUAUCAGUGAUGACCUCUCCCUCUGCUUUUAUAAAGGAGCUGAUGAACCAAACAUGCGUGCACAGAUACAACGUCUCCUUGGAGCAGUGGCAGGUCUCUCUCAUAUGGUCCUUCACCGUCUCCAUUUUCUGCAUUGGGGGGCUGCUGGGUUCGCUGUUCGCAGGUUCUCUGAUGUCAAAAUUUGGCAGAAAGCAAUGCCUUUUGUUGAACAAUUUUGUAGCAAUAGCCGGAGCUGUGUUGAUGCUAUUGAGCCAAAAAACCAUGUCUUUUGAGAUGGUCAUGGUGGGAAGAUUGCUGUACGGCAUCAAUUCAGGAGUCGGCCUUACGGUUCACUCGGUGUACCUCACUGAAUGUGCACCCAAGAGGCUGAGAGGGAUGGUGGGCGUGACCAUCGCCACCUUCAUCUCCACGGGGAAGUUUUUCGGUCAGUUGCUGGGGAUCAGUGAAUUACUUGGUACGGAAAAGAUGUGGCCAUGGCUGCUUGGUUUCAACGGUUUCACUGCGCUGUUCCAGCUCUUCACCCUGCCCUUCCUGCCAGAGUCUCCCAGCUUCCUGUUGUUGGACAGAGGAGACCGGCAGGCCUGUGAGAAAGCUUUGCAUAGGCUGUGGGGCGACAAAGAUUACAGCAGGGAGGUGGAGGAGAUGCUGGAGGAGAGAGCCAGUCUGGGGAGCGUCCGCAGCCACUCGGUGCUGGAGCUGAUUCAGAACCGAACGGUCCGCUGGCAGCUCCUCACCAUCGUUGUUGUCUUUACCACGGUGCAGCUUUGUGGUAUCAACGCUGUAUACUUUUACUCUUUUGAUGUGUUUCGUGCGGCGGGAAUCCCAGAAGAAAAGUUACGUUUUGCCGCCUUAGGAACGGGGCUGUGUGAGCUGUGCACCUCGUUGGCCUGUUUCGUGAUUAUCGAGAGCACCGGGAAAAGAGUCCUGCUGUUCAGGGGCUACAUGGGCAUGUCUGCGACUCUGAUUCUCCUCACUGUCACUCUGUACCUGCAAGGGCAGGUCUCUUGGAUGCCGUACUGCAGCAUGGCGCUCAUUUUUAUUUUCAUCUUCUUUUUUGCCAGCGGACCAGCUGGAGUAACAGCCCCUCUGCCGGGGGAAAUCUUUAACCAGUCAUACAAAUCAGCUGCAUACAUAGUCGCGUGCACCCUCAACUGGACCGGCCUCUUUACACUGGGAAUGCUCUUCCCUGUAUUAGUGGUAAGCGUGUUAUUAUCUCCGCAGUUUUUUCUUUUGACUGAGGGUUAUUUGAAAGAACAAUUAUUAAAAAAAAGUGUCAAAAUGUGUCACUCACUCACAAACUGCUUCCAAAUGCUUUGUUUCCAGGAACAACUGGAUUACUACUGCUUUCUGAUAUUUCUUGUCUUCUGUGCCGUCUGUGGGAUAUACGUGAGGUUAAAUGUCCCCGAGACCAAGAACAGGACGGUGCUGGAGAUCACGGCGGAGUUUGAGAGGAUGCACAGCAAAACCGCUGCAUCAGACAUGAAAAGAUCCACGGAGCAGAAACUCAACGGAAUCCAAAUACACGAGACCAAACUCUGAUUGAGACACGUUCAGCCAAUUCAAACGCGGUUUUAAUGUAGCUUGAGGAGGUUUAAAUGGGAUCAGGCUGGUCAUUAGUAGCAUUUGAUUAAACAAAUGUGACUUCGC